Messenger RNA from Malaclemys terrapin pileata, 5918 nucleotides. It is a transcript of the gene FAM124A, whose product is annotated as family with sequence similarity 124 member A. The record is from RefSeq and is a predicted model, not a curated record. The coding region runs from base 182 to 1918 and encodes 578 amino acids. Lineage: Eukaryota; Metazoa; Chordata; Testudines; Emydidae. The transcript is spliced from 5 exons.
AGCUGGCUGGGGGCGGGGAGGCUCUGCACACGCUCUCGCUGCCAAGGGAGAGGGGAGCCCGGCGGCCUGCGCUGGCUCCUCACCCCCUGCGCUGGGGGAGCGCGUGGCGGGAGGCGGCCGCAGCCAGCCGGGGGAGGAGGCAGGGGCCGCCGACCGCGGAGCUGGAGCCCUGACGCCUGCCAUGGAGAGGAAGCCGGGCGGCGAGGAUGACUGCGUGGACUCGGGAGCCGAGACAGGAGGAUCUGAGUACAGCCGCAUGUCCUCUACAAGCAGUGAACUUUCUGUGGAAGGCAAUCAGGACCCUUUCCUUGUUAGUAUACAUAUCAUUGCAGACCCUGGUGAAUCCAAAGUUCUCCAGCAAGCCAUUGAUAAACUGUUAGCAUGGAUCCAUCCAGACCUCCAGUUGUUCCGAGUCUCAGAAAGACGGGUCUCAAGGAAGCACAGGAAGUCUGGUAAGGCUGCUGUUUCUCAGCCAGCCCUUGCAGUCAUUCUGUUUCUGCAGGAGGAAUAUGGAGAAGAACCAAUCUUACAGCUCCAUGAAACCUUUCAGAGACCACCUUGGCAUUACCACCAUACAGAACGAGUGCAAGGCAAGUUCCUCCCUUACAUGCCAUGCAGUCAGGACUUCUUCACUUUGGCCCAUGGGACCCCUUUGUGGGCCAUCCGCCCAGUGCAUUAUGGGAGAGAAAUUAUCCGCUUUGCCAUAUACUGCAGGAAUGAAAACUUUAUUGACAUUAUGAAACUGUACCAGUUAAUCCUGAAAAGACCGGUGUGUCAGAAAAAGGCGGACUUUUGUGUCUUUCCUGUCUAUUCUAACAUGGAUAUAGACAUUCAGUUCUCUUUAAAAAGACUCCCUAAGGGCCAGAUUCCAACCCCUACAGAGUCAGCGGUGCUGGAAUUCCGAGUAGAAGAUGUUGGACAGCUUGUUCCUCUCUUGCCCAAUCCUUGUAGCCCAAUCAGUGAAGGCAGGUGGCAAACAGAAGACCAUGAUGGGAAUAAGAUCCUCUUGCAGGUGGAAAUUUCCUUUCUUCUGUCAACAUGCAAAACGUUAACUAGCAGCCCUGGAUUCUUCUCAUCAGAUCAGGCACGUAUUUGGUAUAGGAAGUCUGCUAAGCAGAACAAGCUUCAUUUCCCAUCUUCAAGGGAUUCCCAUUUCACUCCUUCACCAAGCUACAUUUCUCAUAGUCACAGACCUGCCCCUGAUCAAACUAGUGAGCAUCUGAAAUCAGCUGGUCAAAUCAAGCUGCAUCGGGCAAAUGGCCUGGGUCAGUACCUUGGCAUCUCCCAGCAGGACUUGAGAAAUGGUGACCGAGGAGACUUCACCCGAAGAUCCAGUAGUGCCUCCAGCAUUUCAUGGUCAUUUCAGCGAAGCAAGUCUCUGUUCUGUUUGCCCACAACAAGCUCCUCUCCGGCCUCUGACUCCUUUAACUUUAGUGAACCGUUUCAGAAUUUAAAUACUGGGUCAUCUGUGAACAGGUUAAAAACAUGGAGAUGCAGCCCCAAGCUUAACAUUGAGGACUUGGAGGGUUCACAGGAGACUGAUGUCGACACAGGGAUGAAGCUGUCCUUCUCAGAUCUGUCUGUGGUCUCAGCCUACUCUACCUUUAAUGGAUUUUGCAGUGAUUUGGAAGCUACUCUUCCCUCACAAAGGCAAAGUGUCAGUAUAUCUAAACAGGCUGUCUCCAGGGGAAGGCCGUUGUCAGCCAUGUGCAGUACCCUUGAGCUCCCUAGUGGUUCACUUCCAUCUCUCUCCGAGUGGUCUUCCAGCUCUUUCUUGUCAUCUUCCGCAUCCUCCUUAGCAUCUCACUGCCAACUCAGACAGUCACCAGGAGCAACCCCUUGUUCUCUGAAUGAUAGGAAAACAACUGGCAGCAUUCAUCCAGGCUCUCCAACCAACGAGGAGGAAUUCUACAUCUGAGCUUUCUCCAUGCUGAACCUUUUAAUGUAAAUUUGUGCAUAUGUGAAUUACAGCAGUGCAUUUCCACCAUCUGAGCCAUCUGUGCUGGCAAGUUCCUUGCUCCUUCCUGAGGGGAGGGUGUUACAUCACUAAAUGUUGUAAAUGUUGUGAAAGGUUCCCACACACCACUGUAAUGGGUGCCUCAUAAAUGUGUAUUAUAAUAUCAGGUGAGGUUGUGUCCACUGGAUUCAUGUGGAGAGGAACCUCGAUGUGUAGCUGUGCAGGUAGGAGGUUUGCGCUCAGUGUCCUUCAGCUCUGGCGAAGGGGGUUUGGGAGACUGACCCUUAGCAUGUAGAGCAGGAAGUGCCCAGGGAUGCACAUGUUAACCCACCUUCCCCUGACAAGUAUCUGUAAAGAUGCUGAAAAGAAAAUACAACCUCAAGCUGCAUUAACUUUUCUGAGAAGCUCUCUCCACACUGGCGAACCCUUCCCCACCUCCUUUAUGAGGUUCCAGAGGCAGCUAUGAAAAGGGCCGACCCUAGCAACAUGACUCCAGUAGAGCCAGAUAAGGAGGCUGAGGGCCCCAGAACCAUUGUAGAGGCACAAGCCUCCAGCUGAUCUUUGAGAAUCUGCAGAUUCGGGGAGAGAACGUCCUGUUUGCUCCAUGGGGAAGAAGGAACCCGCACCAUAUCCCCAAUCUGAUGGACCGAUUUUGGGAAAAUGCCAUGAGGGGAACCUUGAGGAGCUUUUCUCCCCAUCUCUCCCCCCUCCCUCCCACCCAAGUCAAAAGUGUUUUUCAUCAUAUGGGAAGGGAGCAGGGCGACUCACUGUUAAAAAUGCACUGCAGCUCCCUAUUUUUAGGGGUUUGUUAUUUUGGUUGUAAAAAAUUCACCCCAUACAUAAACAUAGUAUUGGUGGUCCCAGCCCAAUUUCUGUGUAAGACAAAUUUCUUGCCAAACUUGUCUGAAUUUUUAAUUUAUCUAAAGGGAAAAACAUGUAGAAUUGUACUGGCCUUUUUAUCAAGUUACAUUUUGGCAAGUUGUUACAGUAUAAUGUGGCAAGCUGUUAUGGUGUAAUUACUUUUGAUAUUUUGGAAAAACGUUUACAUGGAGAAGCCAUUAGUCUGAGAAAUGGCUAAGUACCUUUAUAAGGAUUUUUACCAUCUAUUUCAAACUUUUCUGACAAUAUAUCUCUGUGUUAAACACGACUGACGCUGAAUGUUGUUCUGGUCUAGGCACUAAGAACGUUACCUGGUUUAAAGUAGUGUUUACAAAACUGUAUUUAAUAAUAGACAGGUACAGCUGCAGAAGAUCCACUCUGAUCAGUCAGUAAAUAAAACUAGGGAGGAAGAAUGAUCUUGUGUGUAUUACUCCGCAGCGUUACUCCGAACAAUACUAUUCAUUUUAAAACAGCCUAAAUAAAUAGUUACAUAAGAGAGUGGAACAGCUCCAAAAACCUUCAUUCUAACCCCCAACUAAAUAUACAGUUUAUACUAUUCCACUAACCAUCCUUAAAAAAAAAAUGCAGUCUGGAAGAAAUAAAUAUAAAAUCAUUCUGUUUAAACACCAUUAAAGUUGUAACCCAAAUCCACAAAAGGCAGGAAAUUGACAGUAAAGGCUUGAAGGAAUUGGCAGUCAAUUCACUGACCCUCCUUUAUGCUGUUCGGCAUUUUUUGCUUUUUUCCCCCCCACAGUGAUAGAGAAUGGUGCAUCUGCCUCAUCUAGAGUUUCCUGCCUGUAGUCAGCUACUGAGACAACAUGAACUGCCUGGAAACCUUGUCUUCUGUAUUAACUAUAAAAAUAGGAUUUUAUUCCAGAUCUGGACACCCAGCUGAAUAUUAGCACUUUCCCCACCACUACCACCCAGAGCUGUUUGGGUUCACUCCAACUUUUGAUAAACGACCCUGUUCAGAGAUGCUUGGAAGCAGAAACAGCAUGAAUGAGGGAUUUAACAUGGUGUUUGAAUGUUUACCAACUAUCAGCCUGCUCCAAAGCCCAUCAAAGUCCGUGGGAGUCUUGGGGUUUAGGUCAGUCAGACUUUAGGGUAUGUCUAAAAAACCUGCAGCAUCGAGUCUCAGAGGCUGGGUCAGCUGGCUCGGGCUUGUGGGGCUCGGGCUGUGGGGCUAAAAAUUGCAGUGUAAACCUUCAGACUUCAGCUGGAGCCCAGGCUCUGAGACUCAAUACUGCAGGGUCCUUUGCAGGGUCUCAGAACUGUUAGAGCACAGUAGGCCUGAUUUGCCACUGUCAUGGGCUAUAUGUAAUUAUUUACAACUGGGCAAAAUAUGUGUAGAACACUACUCGAUCAGAAUGGUAGCAUUUUGCACUCACUUGGCAAAUGACUAUGCAAGGUGCAAGUCAGUGAAGAAUCAGGCCCAAUAGGUUUAGACCAGGGGUGGGCAAACUACGGGCCGGAGCCAUUUUAAGCCGGCUCACGAGCUCCCGCUGGGGAGCUGCCUGGCUGCACCUGGCUCCACGUAGGAGCCGGAGAAGGGACAUGCCACUGCUUCCAGCAGCCACUUGAGGUAAGCGCCACUCAGAGCCUGCACCCCUGAGCCUCUCCCCACGCCUCUGCCCCAGCCCUGAUCCCCCUCCCACUCUCCAAACCCCUCAACCCCAGCCCAGAGCACCCCCAUGCACCCCAAACCUCUCAUCCGCAGCCCCACCCCAGAGCCCGCACCCCCAGUGAGAACCUGCAGCUCUUCCCACACCCCUGCCCCAGCCCUGAGUCUCCCUCCCGCCUUCCAAAACCCUUGGUCCCAGCCCUGAGCACCUUCCUACAUCCCAAACUCCUCAUCUGCACUCCCAACCAGAGCCCACACUCCCCUCCCGCACCCCAACCCCAAUUUUGUGAGCAUUCAUGGCCCGCCAUACAAUUUCUAUUCCCUGAUGUGGCCCUCAGGCCCACCCCUGGUUUAGACUAAUGGCACAAUAUUCUUCUCUAAAAUGUGUGGUGGCACAAAGAUAAAUGAUGAAAUAACAUUGUGAAGCCAUUUUACCAACACUAGCCAUUUUCAGAUAUGACAAUUAACAGGAAAGAAUUGGUUCACCCUUGUCAAAAAAAGUGUUUUAUCAUUCAUUAUUUGGGAAAAGGCAUAUUCAAAAUAUUUAUAAUACUUAUAAAAAGUCAUCAAAACAUGGAAUCAGAAGAUCUUCAGAGAACUGACUUCAGCUGACAUGUCUAUUCAUUCCUGGAACCAUGUCAGUGUUCAGACUCCUGACGGAAGCUGACUUGUUCUACUACUGGAGAGAAGACUUGGAAAUAUCUGUCAAUCUACAGCGUGCCUUAUGACUGGAGUUCAGCAUAGCUGAAUGCAAUAGCCUGGCUUUAUCAGAAGUAUUGAUGAUGUUGAAAGGCUGCAAAUUAGCACAAGAUAGCAAAUUACCAAGUAGCAACUAAUGUUAAUAUACGGGAAUGGGAACAUCUAAACUCCAGACUGUAUCACGUAAACCAAUAUAGGAAGGAAGCCAAAUUAAUUUCAACAGACUCAGAAGAGAGAAUUUAUAUUGUCUCAGAUGGUUCUGUUCUUCCAAGUACUUCUACUCUGUUUACUGAUAUUUAACUAGAAAAUAAUGUUCUAAUUUUUUAAGUUCUGUAUGAAUAAUUCAUGGGGUGUGUAACAAAAUUGUGGAAUCACAAAAUGCUCCACUGAGAGGAAACGGAAUAAUAUUAUUGUACUGAAACCUUUUAUGUUAUAAAAAUAAAAGCCAGCUUUUCAAGAGUGUUUCAAUUAAAAUAAGUGUCAUUAGUUCCCUUUUCUAUAAUUUAAAAGGGAGUUGAACUUAUCCAGAUGACUGGAGAUGCACAAGGUUCAUGCUAUGGCAUUUUGCUUAUGUAUCAUAUAACUGUUGUUAUAUUAUGAACAGGAUCAGUAGAAAAUUGCAGAUUUCCCCUUAACUUCCUCUCUUCUUCCAUGCCAGCAUAUGUUGCUUUUAUCAAAUAAAAUAUAGACAGAAAGUUAAUUGUAUUUAAACUUCUGUGUGUUCAUUUAUUAAACACAGUGGAGUCAUAUUGGUUACUUUAG